Messenger RNA from Sinocyclocheilus rhinocerous, 983 nucleotides. Its product is annotated as N-acetylgalactosamine-6-sulfatase-like. The record is from RefSeq and is a predicted model, not a curated record. Gene Ontology annotation, molecular function: arylsulfatase activity. The transcript is spliced from 8 exons. Lineage: Eukaryota; Metazoa; Chordata; Actinopteri; Cypriniformes; Cyprinidae. The annotation marks the transcript as partial.
AUGAUCUGUGUAUUUUGCUGGUAUUACGAAGAGUUUGAGAUUAAUGUGAAAACGGGGGAAUCCAACCUCACCCAAAUCUAUUUGAAGGAAGGCUUGGACUUUAUCUCUCAGCAAGCGGUGGCCCAGCGGCCCUUCUUUCUCUACUGGGCGCCAGAUGCAUCCCACGCGCCUGUCUAUGCCUCAAAACGCUUUCUGGGAAAGAGCCAGAGGGGGCGUUAUGGUGAUGCAAUGAUGGAACUGGAUGACGGCAUCGGUCAGAUUCGGGCUCACCUGGUCAGUCUGGGAACCCACAACAACACAUUGGUGUUUUUCACAAACACAUAUAAUGGGGCAGCAGUGAUGUCUGGACCGCUUCAAAGCGGCAGCAAUGGACCAUUCCUCUGUGAGAAGGAGACUACGUUUGAAGGCGGCAUGAGGGAACCAGCCAUUGCCUGGUGGCCUGGACGGAUCCCUGCUGGCACAGUGAGUUAUCAAUUGGGCAGUGUGAUGGAUCUCUUCAGCACAAGUCUUUCUGUGGCUGGCAUUCAUCCUCCUGAUGACCGUGUCAUUGAUGGUCUCGAUUUAAGUCCUGUCCUCUUCAACAACUCACUGCUAGACCGACCCAUCUUCUAUUAUCGUGGCAAACAGAUGAUGGCAGUGCGGAUAGGGCAGUACAAGGCACACUAUUGGACUUGGAGCAACUCAUGGGAGGAAUUCAACAAAGGUAUAAACUUCUGUCCUGGCCAGGAGGUUCCUGGUGUGACCACACACACGCAAGAGGAACACACCAUGCAACCACUCAUCUUCCAUCUGGGACAGGACCCUGGGGAGAGAUACCCAAUCAGGAGGAAGAUCAAUGUUCUAGCCUUGUUUUCUAAACAGGGUAUAAACUUCUGUCCUGGCCAGGAGGUUCCUGGUGUGACCACACACACGCAAGAGGAACACACCAUGCAACCACUCAUCUUCCAUCUGGGACAGGACCCUGGGGAGAGAUACCCAAUCAG